AUGGCCCGACGCAAAUGGAAAGUCCCAUUACUCUCUGAAUUCAGUCCAAGCAAUGCGCGGCUUUUGGGUCUCAACGUAAACCGAGGGCGGGAGAUUCGGAUUCGACUCAGACCCGCAGGCAAACCGGACUCUUUCUUCCCAUACGAGCAUGUGCUGGGCACCAUGCUUCACGAGCUCACUCACAUUGAACGAGGCCCCCACGAUGCCAAGUUCUACAAGCUACUAGACGAACUCAAUGAGGAGUGUGACGAUCUCAUAGCACGAGGCAUAACAGGAACUUCCUUUGGGGGGUCCGGCCACCGCCUCGGCUCCUCUGCUUAUCCCUCCAUCCGCCCAGUCCGCUUGGGCACUGCUGCUGCUGCUGCAUCUUCCUCUUUUGGGGUUAUUUCCUCUGCCGCCCCUUCUCGUGGUGUAGCUGGUGUCUCUUCUGCCCCCUCUGCUGCUGACGUGGCAAGCAGAAAGGCAGCGGCAGCAGCCGCGGAGCGGAGGCGGCAGCAGCAGCGGAUCAUGAUGCCAGCUGGCGGGCGGCGAUUGGGCGGCGACAGUGAGAUGAUGAAGGUGUUGAGUCCGGUGCAGGCUGCAGCUAUGGCUGCAGAGAGAAGAAUGAGGGAUGACGUGUGGGAUGAUGGUAGAGGAGGAAUGGCUAUGGGUGAAGGUCAUGGUGGUGCUGCUGGUCUCGGGUUGGAGGGGGAUGAUAAAGGGGCAGGCGGUGGAAGGGUGGCAUUAAAACGGGGGAGAUGGGCAGGGCUGGUGGGGCAAGGAAACGGCCAAGUGGCAGUGAAGAGCUGA
Molecule: messenger RNA, 789 nt
Organism: Closterium sp. Yama58-4
Lineage: Eukaryota; Viridiplantae; Streptophyta; Zygnematophyceae; Desmidiales; Closteriaceae
Source: the annotation of a GenBank genome assembly